AUUUCUCAAAUAUAUGUACAUGAAAUUUCCUCAAGAAGAAAAUAAAACAGAACACAAGAAACUGUCCUAAAAAGAAAGAUGAGAAGUGUACAAAACUACCACCAUCCUUACUUCAUAUUCUUCAUCUUAAUUCUGUUUCUUGCUUUCUCUGUUUCUGCAAACACUUUUUCAGCCACAGAAUCUCUCACUAUCUCAAGCAACAAAACCAUUAUAUCUCCUAGUCAAAUCUUCGAGCUCGGUUUCUUCAAUCCCGCAUCAAGUUCGCGUUGGUAUCUCGGGAUUUGGUACAAGAUAAUCCCUAUACGAACCUACGUAUGGGUUGCGAACAGAGACAAUCCUCUCUCUAACUCCAACGGAACUCUCAAAAUAUCCGAAAAUAACCUAGUCAUUUUCGAUCAAUCCGAUAGACCUGUUUGGUCGACGAAUAUAACCGGAGGAGAUGUGAGGUCACCAGUGGUGGCAGAGCUUCUUGAUAACGGUAAUUUCUUGCUCAGAGACUCCAACAAUAGACUUUUAUGGCAGAGUUUCGAUUUUCCAACAGAUACUUUACUUCAGGAGAUGAAAUUGGGAUGGGAUCACAAAAACGGAUUCAAUAGAAUCUUGAGAUCUUGGAAAAAUACGGAAGAUCCAUCAAGCGGUGAUUUUUCGACUAAACUCGAAAAGUACAAAGAGUCGAUACGGUACCGGAGCGGUCCGUGGAACGGAAUAGGGUUUAGCAGCGUAGCAGGGACGAACCAAGUUGGUUACAUAGUUUACAAUUUCACAGCAAGUAAGGAGGAAGUGACUUACUCAUACCGAAUCAACAAACCCAACAUUUACUCGAUAUUAAACCUAAACUCCGCGGGAUUUUUACAACGAUUGACUUGGAUGGAGGCAGCACAGAGUUGGAAACAAUUAUGGUACACACCAAAGGACCUAUGCGAUAACUACAAAGUGUGUGGGAAUUACGGUUAUUGCGAUUCGAACACUAUACGGAAUUGUAAUUGUAUCAAAGGGUUUAAGCCAAUGAACGAGCAAGAGUGGGACUUGAGAGAUGGUUCCGCUGGUUGCAUGAGGAAGACAAGGCUGAGCUGUGAUGGUAGAGAUGGGUUUGCGCGGUUAAAGAGAAUGAAAUUGCCGGAUACUACAGCCACAAUUGUGGACAGAGACAUUGGGUUGAAAGUAUGUAAAGAGAGGUGUCUAAAAGAUUGUAAUUGCACGGCGUUCGCUAAUGCGGAUAUUCGCUAAUGCGGAUAUUCGCUAAUGCGGAUAUUCGCAGGGGACAAGAGAAUUAAAAAUGAAAAAAUGAUAGGUUCGAGUAUCGGAAUGAGCAUUUUGCUUCUUAUAAGUUUCAUCAUAUUCCAUUUUUGGAAAAGGAAGCAGAAACGAUCAAUAGCAAUUCAAACACCUAUUGUUGAUCAAGUGAGAAGCCAAGAUUCUCUAAUGAACGAAGUAGUAGUAUCAAGCAGGAGUUACCAAUCCGAAGAAAACAAAACAGAGUACCUAGACCUUCCAUUGAUUGAGUGGGAAGCUCUAGCCAUGGCAACAAACAAUUUUUCUAAGGACAACAUGCUUGGACAAGGUGGUUUCGGUAUUGUUUACAAGGGAAUGUUACUUGAUGGAAAAGAAAUCGCGGUAAAGAGACUAUCAAAAAUGUCUUCACAAGGGACCGAUGAGUUCAUGAACGAGGUUCGAUUAAUUGCAAAGCUUCAGCACAUAAACCUUGUCCGGCUUCUUGGUUGUUGCGUCGAUAAGGGUGAGAAAAUGUUGAUCUACGAGUUCUUGGAGAAUCUAAGCCUUGAUUCUCAUCUCUUUGACAAAACCCGACGCUCUAACUUAAAUUGGCAAAAGAGAUUUGAUAUUAUCAAUGGAAUUGCUAGAGGACUUCUAUAUCUUCACCAAGAUUCACGGUGUAGGAUUAUCCAUAGAGACUUGAAAGCAAGUAAUGUAUUGCUUGAUAAAAAUAUGACUCCGAAGAUCUCGGAUUUUGGGAUGGCUAGGAUCUUUGGACGGGAGGAGACAGAAGCUAAUACAAGGAGGGUGGUUGGAACUUACGGCUACAUGUCUCCAGAAUAUGCAAUGGACGGGAUAUACUCGAUGAAGUCGGAUGUUUUCAGCUUUGGGGUCUUGCUUCUGGAGAUUAUAAGUGGCAAAAGAAAUAAAGGAUUUUACAACUCAAACCGUGAUCUUAAUCUCCUCGGUUUUGUGUGGAGGCAUUGGAAGGAAGGAAAAGGGCUAGAGAUUGUAGAUCCGAUCAACAUAGAUUCUUCGCCAUCAACUUUGCGGACACAUGAAAUCUUAAGAUGUAUACAAAUUGGUCUCUUGUGUGUUCAAGAACGUGCCGAAGACAGGCCAGUGAUGUCCUCGGUAAUGGUGCUGCUUGGAAGCGAAACCACGGCUAUAACUCAGCCUAAACGUCCUGGUUUUUGUAUUGGGAGAAGUCCUCUUGAGGCUGAUUCUUCGUCAAGUACACAACGUGGCGAUGAAUGUACAGUGAAUCAAAUCACCGUCUCAGUCAUUGACGCUCGGUAAUUUGGAAAUUUACCUACCCAAUCUGUUUAUAUGCAUAUCUUUUAUUUGCAAAUCUCAAUGGCAAUUUUUCGUAAAAAAAAGAAGCCUCAACAAGAGUACACGAUGCAAAGUUGAGGUUUUUUCUUUUCAACGAAAAUGCAUAGUUGAGGCUUUUUAUGAGAUUUUUUCCUUAUUUUAUAUGUAAGUCUAAUUAAAAAAAAAAUUACUUCAUGAUUAGAUAACUUGCUCUAUCUGAUUUAAUUUAGACAAA
Molecule: messenger RNA, 2761 nt
Organism: Arabidopsis lyrata subsp. lyrata
Lineage: Eukaryota; Viridiplantae; Streptophyta; Magnoliopsida; Brassicales; Brassicaceae
Product: receptor-like serine/threonine-protein kinase SD1-7
Biological process (GO): protein phosphorylation; recognition of pollen
Molecular function (GO): protein serine/threonine kinase activity; ATP binding
Source: RefSeq, a predicted model, not a curated record